This is a messenger RNA of Ictalurus punctatus (channel catfish), 3977 nucleotides long. It is a transcript of the gene cln3, whose product is annotated as CLN3 lysosomal/endosomal transmembrane protein, battenin. The record is from RefSeq and is a predicted model, not a curated record. NCBI's taxonomy places the organism in Eukaryota, Metazoa, Chordata, Actinopteri, Siluriformes, Ictaluridae. Gene Ontology annotation, biological process: regulation of intracellular pH; lysosome organization. The coding region runs from base 749 to 2017 and encodes 422 amino acids. Gene Ontology annotation, cellular component: membrane; lysosome. The transcript is spliced from 16 exons.
UAGUUUUAUUCAUAAUGCAGUAAUGUAGCAUCUUGUAUUAAAGUGUGAUUUGACAUAAUUCAACAAUUUAACAUCUGCUUCCGGACUCUAAAAGGCGGAAUUGUUUGACCCCUAUUCCGGAUUAGUAGGGAAGCAUUUUCUUGUUGCACUUACGUAAAGCGGUAACGUUAUUGUUUUCCCCAAGUUGAGUCACACCUCCUGCGCUAUGAUUGGAUAAUGGUUCAUAAACGCCUGGUGCGAUUGGCACAGUGUUUGUGAGUACGAGCUGUUAGCCAAUCAAAGCGGAGGAGGUGGGCAUUGUCCGAAUAUCGGCUUGGAAUAACAUGAAACACUGGCUCAUCAUCUGACUACCUGAAACUUUUUCUGAUCAUGAAACAGGAAGAAAGAAGCUUAUUUUCGUUAAUGGUUCCGUGCAAACACAACACGGUGUUUAUUUUAAUCUAAACACAGUGGUAUGUUCUGGUUUGUGCGUUAUUCGAAGUUGGUGUGAUUUUUGUCUGCACCAUGGAUCACAGAGACAGUGUUAAUGCUGAUCCUGAUAUGUUGACUGGCUCUGAAGGCCGCUGUCGGAGAUGUAGGAAUCAAAGCGGGUUUUGCAUCCAGCCGGAAUUUCUACAUUUGAGAAAAUGUCCGGGAUUCGUCUUCAGUUUCGACUCGGGACAGCUGUCAUUUGCUGCAAUUGUCAAGCAACUGUUUGACGUCGUACACAACAGCGCUUCACCUUCGCACAUUCGCUAAGAGCAGGCUAAUGGUUGAGAGGUUGCUAGGUCUGUGUAAUAACUUUGCCUACGUGGUGAUGUUAAGUGCCGCUCAUGACAUUUUAAAACAACAGGAGUCUCAGAAUGCAACAAUGCCGACCCCAGGCCCCGUACCCUCAGACGGUGGGAACAGCAGCAACAGUAGCCGCUAUGACUGCAACCCUGUGUCUACUGCAGCUGUUCUUCUGGCUGACAUCUUGCCCACUCUACUGAUCAAACUGACAGCGCCAUUUUUCAUACACAAAGUGCCUUAUGGUUUCCGUAUUCUGGGGUGUGUUGCUACGGCAACGACAAGCUUCUUGGUGGUGUCAUUUUCUUCAACUGUGUGGAUGAGCAUAUUAGGUGUGAUCUUUGCCAGUGUGAGUUCAGGACUGGGCGAGCUCUCCUUCCUCUCUCUCACAGUCUAUUUCAGCAGUGAUGUGCUGAGCGGAUGGGGAUCAGGUACAGGAGGCGCAGGAGUUGCCGGCGCUGUUCUUUAUUCUGCUUUUACACAAGCUGGACUUUCACCCCGAGGCACGCUGCUGAUCAUGCUACUCAUCCCUGCUGUUCUGAUGAUCAGUUACUUCCGCCUUCUAGACUUCCCUCCAUCGUUCCCACAGUGGAGGUCCGGGUCUGGGGAAGACGUUCAGGAACGGCGGCCCUUAAUAGUGGACGAUAACGAUGAAGACAGUGUUCGAGAUGUGAACGGGAAAGAUAACUGUGCUGGAAAUGCUUUCUCCUUCCUGACAGAGGACCAAUCCACCGAACCCCUGACCUUCUUAGACAAACUACACAUCCUGAAACGUCUGCUAAAGUUUACUGUGCCUCUAUGCGUGGUCUACUUUGCUGAAUAUUUCAUUAACCAGGGAUUGCUGGAGUUGCUCUACUUCCCUGCUUCCAGUUUGUCUCACGCAGAACAGUACCGUUGGUAUCAGACUCUGUACCAGAUCGGUGUGUUCAUAUCCCGCACCUCGCUCUACUGCGUUAAGACCAGGAGAAUCUGGGUGCUUUCUAUGUUGCAGUGUGUGAACGCAGUGGUGCUGCUUAUUUCGGUGUAUUACCGCUUCUGGCCAAAUGUUUGGGUUGUGUUUGUAAUAGUUCUGUAUGAAGGUUUGCUGGGAGGAGCUGUCUACGUUAACACUUUCUACUUAAUCAGAGUUGAGACUGUGGAACGUGAGCGGGAAUUUGCGAUGGCUGCAGCGAGUGUUGGAGACAGUAUAGGCAUUGCUCUCUCUGCAGCACCAGCCAUCCCUAUACACGACUACUUCUGCUCUCUGUGAGGGGCAGAGGCUUCGCUCACACAACACGUUGUGUACAUGGCUAAUGGGAAAAAGAACACUCAAUGCAAUUAAGGCUGUGGUUAGUCUGUACAAAUGCUCAAGCUGAUUCAUUCCAAGAUGGAUCACUUUGAGGAACAAACCCCAGUGGGUACGUGAGCUUUUAAGCUCGCAACAGUGUUUCCGUCUUCACACAACUCUCGCAGAUGUCGUCUCCAUGUUAAGUAAGCUGGUGGUAUACUUCAAACAAUGGAAGAUUUAUGUAGUGUAUCUUUUCUAGAAUAUUCUCAGCUAGGCUGAGCAAACCUUAUAGCAUUGCAGUGUUGCCAGGUCACUUUUGCCACAGACAACUCCAUUUUGACAAUAUUUGACAUUUGACCCAGCUACCAACCCCAAAGGAUACAGACUAACGUGCUUCCGCUGAGACACGUGAAGCCAGCCAACUGCAUCUUGUUUUUUUUUUUUGUUUUUUUACAACUGCUGCUCCUGCUGCAUUACAUGCCAGCGUAACACACACUGAGGAAAGCACUAUCCGUCCGCUUCAACGUACAUGACUCACAUGAUAAGCUUAGUGUCAGUGUGAUUAUUUCCUGAUAAUAGGGCGAACGAUUUUCUGUUGCCUCACACCGGAUCCUCUCAGAUAUAUUACAAAAAUUUUCAAUUUUGAACUGCAGCCCGUUGAAAUAUUUUGAACAUAUCUUAAAUAUUGCAGUGCGUUUUGAAAUACUAGCCAAGUCUGUAAAAGGCAACGAGUUUGGAGGAGGCCUAUUUUGAGUAUUCGGCUAUUUUUAUGCUGCUUUUUAAAGCGGACCUGGCAACCACAUCAAAUUGAACAAUAAUCAAGGCACAAAUGCUUCAGACAGUGAUAUCAGUUGGUUAAUUUUGCAAAGCAAAACCUGAUAUUUUGUCAAAUACAAUGUAAAGUAAUGCUUAAGAUUUAAUGACAAACAAUCACAGGUCAAAAUAUUGCACAAUAUUUCCUGGUUUAGAAAAAAACUGGCAUUGAUUUUACAUUUGAGAAAGAGAAAUGUUGCAGCUUUUUCACUCAAAAUACAAAGUUUUUGGUUUAAAGUAUACCACUAGCUUUAAGCAGUCAGAGGUUGGCUGGAGCGAAAGACAUCAUGGAGGCAGGGUACUGACAUACGAACUUUGCUCGUGCAUUAUUUUCCUUUGGCCUAUUUCCUGGCUCAGAAAUGCACUUCUGAUUUUAACUGUGAUUUUAAACAUGACUAUUAUUAACACAGAAUUUUUAGUGUGAAAUAAUGUGUGCUUGUGAGACGAACAUUUCCACAUUAACCUGUUUCUGUCUCUGGUGAUGCCGAGUGUCUGUUAAUCAUCAUAACGACUUCCUGAAUGCUGUUCUAAAUCAUAGCGUUUGUAACUAAUUUCUCCUAUAGCCUGACAUGCCAAACAAACAUGUAUUAAAAAAAUUAAGGUCAUUAGAAGAAUUAUUAAAUGUUCUUGAACGACUUUAAACAGUAUUUUCCCUUGAGUGUUAUUUUAAUUUUUAUUGUGCUGCACCACUUACUUGAGCUUAAAACCAUUAAAACCUUAAUCUCUGAUUAAAACAUUGACCAGGAUUAAUUUUGAUUUUUCAACAUGAUUGAAUAUCCAAUCUAAAAAAAAAGUACACAAGGACAGUGUUCUUUUUGAUUGAAAACUGGCAUAACAUUUAAAUUUUUUUAGUAUUAUUUAUUUAUUUUUCCAAUUGUUGCCAUUUUGGAAAUUUGAAUCUAGGUGUAAAGUAGUGAAGCAUCAGGAUUAAAUUGAACCUAGUUUAUUGUAGGACUAAAACCAGAAUUAAAUGGUUUAAUGCAAUUCUAAUUCAGUUUGGGGCAAGUGGAUUAAUAGAGAUCCAUUCAAUCCAGGUUUACGCUUUGUUGGUGCAAUGUAGUCUAAAGGUACUAGCUCUAGGUUUCUGUAAUGUUCUUAUUUUGAAAAUAAAUUUUAUAUAGAAAAUUCA